Messenger RNA from Populus nigra (black poplar), 1359 nucleotides. RefSeq names its product GDSL esterase/lipase LTL1-like. Gene Ontology annotation, molecular function: hydrolase activity, acting on ester bonds. The transcript is spliced from 5 exons. NCBI's taxonomy places the organism in Eukaryota, Viridiplantae, Streptophyta, Magnoliopsida, Malpighiales, Salicaceae. Bases 42 to 1148 code for a protein of 368 amino acids. The record is from RefSeq and is a predicted model, not a curated record.
UCAGUGCACCCAUAAGAGCUGUGCUAGGGUUGCUUGGAAAAAUGUCCAUGGAUACCUCGCCAUGUUUCAUUUCUUUGCUAAUUUUAGGCCUGGUGGUAACACUAGCAGGUGUUACUCCUCAAGUUGAGGCUAGGGCUUUCUUUGUUUUUGGUGAUUCGUUAGUCGAUAAUGGAAACAAUAAUUACCUUGCAACCACUGCCCGAGCUGACGCCCCACCGUAUGGCGUCGAUUAUCCAACUCGUCGUGCUACUGGACGUUUCUCCAAUGGCCUUAACAUCCCUGACCUCAUUAGUGAGGCAAUUGGCUCGGAACCCACAUUGCCAUACUUAGCUCCCGAGCUCAGGGGAGAAAAACUACUUGUCGGAGCCAACUUUGCCUCUGCUGGAAUUGGAAUUCUCAAUGAUACUGGAGUUCAGUUUCUCAACAUCAUCCGAAUCGGCCAGCAAUUGCAAUUCUUUCAACAAUACCAGCAAAGGGUUAGUGCACUUAUUGGACCUGAGCAAGCUCAGCGACUGGUUAAUGAAGCACUUGUCCUGAUGACCCUAGGUGGCAAUGACUUUGUUAACAACUACUACUUGGUGCCCUUUUCUGCAAGAUCUCGCCAAUUCGCCCUCCCUGAUUAUGUUGUCUAUCUCAUCUCCGAGUACCGCAAAAUCCUAGUGAGGGUAUAUGAAUUGGGAGCACGUAGGAUUUUGGUGACGGGGACCGGACCAUUAGGUUGUGUUCCAGCAGAGAGGGCAACAAGGAGCAGAAAUGGAGAAUGCGCCGUUGAACUGCAGAGAGCAGCUGCCUUGUUCAACCCACAGCUUGUGCAAAUGAUAACUGAACUCAAUAUGGAAAUUGGAUCGGAUGUUUUUAUUGCUGCCAAUGCUUAUGAAAUGAACAUGGAUUUCGUUACUAAUCCUCAGGCAUAUGGAUUUGUGACAUCGCAGGUUGCAUGCUGUGGACAAGGACGUUUUAAUGGGAUCGGAUUGUGCACAAUAGCUUCCAACUUGUGCCCUAACAGAGAAAUCUUUGCAUUUUGGGAUCCAUUCCACCCAACUGAGAGAGCUAACAGAAUCAUCGUCAGCACUAUCGUGACUGGCGACACCAAGUACAUGAACCCAAUGAAUCUCAGCACCAUCAUGGCUUUGGAUUCUAGGGUUUAAUUAUCUAUACCACUACUGGCUAGUCCAGUGCUUAUAAUUGAACAUUAUGAACAAUUAUAUUCUUCAUUAAUAUUGUUUGCACCUUGAUUAGGUGAGGUUGGUGGGUUUGUUCACAGUAUUAAUUAAGUGUUAGCUGAUAUUGGGGUUGCGCAUGUACAGGCUAGAUCCCUCGUUAAUAAUAGUACGAUGAUGGAAAAAUGAUUUGCGAUUU